Messenger RNA from Nanorana parkeri, 2555 nucleotides. It is a transcript of the gene RNGTT, whose product is annotated as RNA guanylyltransferase and 5'-phosphatase. Gene Ontology annotation, biological process: 7-methylguanosine mRNA capping; protein dephosphorylation. Bases 258 to 2057 code for a protein of 599 amino acids. NCBI's taxonomy places the organism in Eukaryota, Metazoa, Chordata, Amphibia, Anura, Dicroglossidae. The transcript is spliced from 17 exons. The record is from RefSeq and is a predicted model, not a curated record. Gene Ontology annotation, molecular function: ATP binding; protein tyrosine/serine/threonine phosphatase activity; mRNA 5'-triphosphate monophosphatase activity.
CCUUGCCGGAAGCGGCUUCCCCCGGGGGAAGUGGGUGCCGCGGUGUAUGCUGGGGCUCGGGCUCCACUUUGAAUGGGGGAGUGAGUGUAGCGGGCGCAUGUUGGGAGAUCGGGGGUCGUCACGUAGAGUGGUGACGUCACGUCUUGGGAUCGUGGCAUUGUGAGUGGCUGUGGGGGAGUCACGUGACAGCAGAAUCAACAGGAACAACAAUAAUAAGUCAGCCGCGUUGAUUCCUAGUGUGUUUACUACGGACCAGCAUGGCUCACAACAAGAUCCCUCCCAGGUGGCUGAACUGCCCUCGCAGGGGACAGCCAGUGGCAGGAAAAUUUAUACCUUUAAAAACCAUGUUGGGACCCAAGUAUGAUGAGCAGGUGCCCGAAGAGAAUCGAUUUCACCCAAGUAUGCUGUCCAACUACUUGAAAAGUCUCAAGGUAAAAAUGGCAAUGUUAGUGGAUUUGACUAACACUACAAGAUUCUACGAACGCAAUGAUAUUGAAAAAGAAGGUAUUAAAUAUAUAAAACUGCAGUGCAAAGGACAUGGUGAGUGCCCAUCUCCAGAAAACACAGAAACAUUCAUUCGUCUCUGUGAACGAAUUAUGGAGAGAAAUCCAGAGGAACUUGUUGGUGUCCAUUGUACCCAUGGCUUUAACCGGACAGGUUUCUUAAUCUGUGCAUUCUUAGUUGAGAAGAUGGAUUGGAGCAUUGAAGCAGCAGUAGCCACAUUUGCACAGGCCAGGCCUCCAGGAAUUUACAAAGCAGACUAUCUCAAAGAACUUUUCCAGCGUUAUGGGGAUGUUGAAGACACGCCUCAUCCACCUGAACUCCCUGACUGGUGUUUUGAAGAUGAUGAUGAUGUGGAUGAUGAGGGUAACGGCAUACUUCAAGAAGCAGAACCAGGAUCUUCCGGAGCAACCACAAACAAAAAGAAAAAAGAACGAUUAAAACUGGGAGCCAUAUUUUUAGAAGGUGUCGCAGUAAAACAUGUUCUUCAGAUAACAACUCAACCAAAACUUGGAGAAGUACAGGGGAAAUGUCAACAGUUCUCCUCCUGGGGGGGAUCUGGGUUCCCUGGAGCACAGCCUGUAUCCAUGGACAGAAAGAAUCUCAAAUUUCUUGAGCAGAAGUCAUAUAAAGUAAGCUGGAAAGCAGAUGGUACCCGAUACAUGAUGCUGAUUGAUGGAAAGAAUGAAGUAUAUAUGAUUGACAGAGACAACUCAGUAUUUCGUGUAUCUAACCUCGAGUUCCCUUUUCGAAAAGAUCUGAGAGUCCAUUUGACGAACACACUUUUAGAUGGGGAAAUGAUCAUUGAUAAAGUUAAAGGACAGAUAGUGCCUCGAUAUUUGAUAUACGACAUUGUCAAGUUCAGUGGUCAGCCAGUUGGAGAAUGUGACUUUAACAUCCGAUUGUCCUGCAUUGAAAAAGAGAUCAUUCUUCCCAGGCAUGAAAAAAUGAAGUUAGGACUCAUUGACAAAACACACGAACCAUUCAGUGUGAGGAACAAACCGUUUUUUGACAUCCAUGCUGCAAGAAAGUUACUUGAAGGAAGCUUUUCAAGAGAGGUUAGCCAUGAAGUUGAUGGACUCAUCUUUCAGCCAAUUGGAAAAUACAAAGCCGGUCGUUGUGAUGACAUUUUGAAAUGGAAGCCUCCUAACAUGAAUUCAGUAGACUUUCUGCUUAAAAUUACUCGAGUUGGAGGAGAAGGCCUUCUGACUCAGAAUGUUGGAUUACUCUUUGUUGGAAGAUAUGAGCGCCCUUUUUCACAAUUAAAGGUGACAAGAGAGUUAAAACAAUAUGACAAUAAAAUCAUAGAGUGCAAGUUUGAGAAUAACUGCUGGGUCUUCAUGCGGCAAAGAGUUGAUAAAAGCUUUCCAAAUUCCUACGAAACAGCUCUGGCUGUUUGUAACAGUAUCCAGAAUCCAGUAACCAAGGAAAUGCUGUUUGAAUUAAUUGACCGAUUAACAGGAGUUACUCAGGGACAGAUUCGAAAGCACUCUAUGGAUCCAGAUGCUGAACUUAUGCCCCCACCUCCACCCAAAAUUUCACGGGUUGUUAACUGAGAUGCACAUUAUGUGAAGCAAAGAGAAUUCAUGUCCACAUGUUCCAAUGCCACAUUCUUGCAAUAACUACCUUUCCAUAGAAAGAAUGACUUUUUGAACUCAGUUUGUAGCUCUCUUAAUUUUACAGAGAUACCUUCUCAAAAUGCACAUCAAAGACUACGUGCAUCUACCUUGACUCCAACUUGCGAAAAAUGCAAAGCAUCAAAUCACAGACUUCGAAAGGUUUUUUUCCCCCAAAAUGACCUGGAAGAACUCUCAGCUUGAAGAACUCAACUUUGUUUUUUCUUCUGUAUUGUCCACCUUAGAUAUAAAAGGAUAGCUCCUCUUCUAUCCUUAAAUAUAUUUUUAUUUUAUUUAAUUGGUUGGUGUAUGUUAACAAUUAUUUAAUGUGCAUUUCUUUUUCAGUAUUUCAACAGGAAACGACCGGCUUUAAAUAGUGUUUCACUUGUAUAGAAAACAACGUUGUCUAGUUUCGCCUGUUUUAAAUUUUGCUUCAUA